UACAAGGGGGCGUGUCCGCGGCCUUCAUGGAGACGGAACUAGCCGUUGAUGGGAAGCGCAGCAGGGCUGAAUGCGAGACAGAAGUGAAAAUAUUUUAAAGGGUUUUUAAGUCGAUAUAUUUAAACUCGUGAUUUACAAGUUUCCUGAUUACUGUGGUCGCAGGAGGGACAAGAGAUGUUCCAGUUGCGACUGUUGCCGGCGGCGACGGUGGGGCUGGUGCUGGUCACCCGGCGACACCAUGGCUUCACGGCCCCAGGACCGAGCCGGCGUCGCUUGAUGAUGGCUGCAGCCGUGGCCGUGACUGGGAUGUCAGCCAGCGCGGGACUCCUGUGGAAGAGGGCCUAUGCGGAGGUGGGCUCCUCUGUGAAACAUGAUAUGGGUCCUGGGCCAAAGGGGGAAUCUGGGAAGGAGGAGGAGUCUGAAGAGGAGCAGGCAGUAGAGUCCAGUGGGGACGAGGCACCUGCUGAAGGCAAGAAGAAGAAACAGCGAUCGGGAUUCCGUGACCGCAAGGUGAUGGAGUAUGAGAACAGGAUCCGUGCCUACUCCACCCCGGACAAGAUCUUCCGCUACUUUGCCACACUGAAGGUCAUCAGUGAGCACGGUGACUCUGAGGUCUACAUGACGCCCCAGGACUUUGUGCGUUCCAUCACACCCAAUGAGAAACAGCCAGAGAGUCUUGGGUUGGACCAGUUCCUGGUAAAGAGAUACGAUGGCAAGGACUUUUGGCAGACUGAGAAGCUGUCCCAAGAGCGGGAGAGGUUUGCUGAUGAGGACAGUAUUUUCUACACGCUGGGAGAAUGUGGUCUCAUUUCCUUCUCCGACUACAUCUUCCUCACCACCGUCCUGUCCACCCCUCAGAGGAACUUUGAGAUCGCCUUCAAGAUGUUUGACCUGAAUGGGGAUGGAGAGGUGGACAUGGAGGAAUUUGAACAGGUCCAGAGCAUUAUCCGGUCACAAACCAGUAUGGGCAUGCGACACCGGGACCGCUCUGUAACUGGGAACACCCUUAAAUCAGGCUUCAGUUCUGCCCUCACCACAUACUUCUUUGGUGCUGACCUGAAGGGCAAGCUGACCAUCAAGAGCUUUCUAGAGUUUCAAAGGAAACUGCAGCAUGAUGUACUGAAGUUGGAGUUUGAGCGCAAUGACCCUGUGGACGGACGGAUCACGGAGCGCCAGUUCGGUGGGAUGCUUCUGGCCUACAGCGGAGUCCAGUCCCGCAAACUCACACAGAUGCUCAAGAGCCUCAAGAAGCAGUUCAAGGACGCACCGGGAAUAACGUUUGAGGAAGUAGAGAAUUUCUUCACUUUCCUGAAGAAUGUGAACGAUGUGGACACUGCCCUGAGCUUUUACCACAUGGCUGGAGCCUCCAUUGACAAAGCAACGAUGAAGCAGGUGGCGCGCACUGUGGCCAAGGUGGAGCUGUCUGAUCACGUGUGUGAUGUGGUGUUCGCACUGUUUGAUUGUGAUGGAAAUGGAGAGCUGAGCAACAAGGAGUUCAUCUCCAUCAUGAAGCAGCGGCUAAUGCGUGGGUUGGAGAAGCCUAAAGACAUGGGCUUCACACGUCUGGUCCGAGCCAUGUGGAAGUGCGCCCAGGAGACGGCCUGGGACUUCACCUCUACCAAGCAGUAACCAGGGCAGGGCCGAGGGGCAGCUGGGGCAGUCAAUGAAACCUUCUACUGCAGACACCUCUUCUCGGAGCCAAACUCAUUAAAACAUCAGAAACAAUUACUGCAAAACAGCAAGGAAAAAGCAGAGCAAACUCAGCCACAGCAGUGUCUGUUAGCUUGGCCUUGUCAGAAAGUCAUGCAGCAGAAAGGUAUUAUUUAUAUCCGUAACCGGUACUGAGUUACUUUGUGAAUUUAGACAACUUUGAAAAAUGGCCAGUUAAAUAUGGCAGAGCUCUGUACAAACAUAUUUUGCCACCCCUGUUUCUCUUUUGCUAGAAACACACCUGAUGUACCUGGCCCUCACAGACAAGUGUUGCAUUAGCUUUGCACAUCCAAACCCUUGAGUUAUAGUAGCACAAAGCUUACUGAAUAUUCUGCAGCUGUCUGAAGCAUCAGUUGUCUGUCUUUUGUGGGUGUAUCUUCUGGCAGGGGGGUCACAUUUCUGUCCCUUACACCACACAUUUCUGAGUCCUGUGCCUUGGGGUACAGACUACCAGGAAGAGGGAAUUGAGUUCAGUUCAGGAGGAGAUCCAGUUUUUACCACUGAUUAAAGUGUCUUCCUGUAGGGUUUGCUGCACUACAAACAUUGACUUGUAAACAUGUGCUUUUUCUAUACAUAUGUAUGAUGUCAUACUCUAUUAAAUUAACUUUAAAAAAUGCUAA
Lepisosteus oculatus (spotted gar) is the source of this 2330-nucleotide messenger RNA. The record is from RefSeq and is a predicted model, not a curated record. Lineage: Eukaryota; Metazoa; Chordata; Actinopteri; Semionotiformes; Lepisosteidae.